This is a messenger RNA of Plasmodium malariae, 1038 nucleotides long. RefSeq names its product conserved Plasmodium protein, unknown function. Gene Ontology annotation, biological process: double-strand break repair via synthesis-dependent strand annealing; resolution of mitotic recombination intermediates; t-circle formation. Lineage: Eukaryota; Apicomplexa; Aconoidasida; Haemosporida; Plasmodiidae. The transcript is spliced from 2 exons. The record is from RefSeq and is a predicted model, not a curated record. The coding region runs from base 1 to 1038 and encodes 345 amino acids. Gene Ontology annotation, cellular component: replication fork; Rad51C-XRCC3 complex. Gene Ontology annotation, molecular function: four-way junction DNA binding.
AUGAAUCAUCGUACGUGCAGAUCUGUUCAAAAAAUAUUUGACGACGUCACUUUCAACAAAGUAGACAGAAAAAAACUAAGAUUUGACAACAAGAAGCUAAAUUUUUUUUUCGAGAAUGGCAUAUUAAAUUAUAGCUUGGUCGAAAUAAUAGGAGGUUCAGGAAGUGGGAAAACACAAUUCGCCUUAACAUUAUGUGCAGAACAACUUUUAAAAACAUUUGAAGAGAAGAAAGAAAAUAUCGUUUUUUAUAUUUAUAUUAAUAGAAUAUUUCCAAUGCACAGACUUACAGAAAUAGUGGAAAAGAAGUUAGAGCAGAAGAAGCAGGUUAGUAAUAUUGUGUAUAAUAGUAACAGCUACGGUGUUGCAUGUGUAGAAAACUUUGUUGAUAGUAAUGAAGAUUAUUUAAAUGCACCCAAUGUUAGUAAACUAAGUGGCGACAAUUUUAUAGACUCUGAAAAAAAUCAUUUGUUUGAUGAAGAGAUGCUUAAUCAAAAGGGAGUAGAAGCGUCAAAAAAACCGCAGAGUUACGGCCGCUCAUCAUCUUUUGAUGAAAAAAGAAAGAACAUGGCUCGAAAUGUACUGCAAAAUUUAUAUAUUCAAAAAAUUAACGACGAAACAGAUUUCUUUAUUUUAUUUGAGAAAGAAAUAUAUUACAUUUUAAAAUAUUAUAAAAUAUCUUUACUUGUAAUUGAUUCAUUUAAUUCUAUAUUCAAUGGAAAUGAAAAAAUUGAUAGCUAUAAAAAACAUCAGCUUUUUAUUAAAUUUUCUUUAAUUUUAAAAAAAAUUUCAUAUGAGAAUGAUUUUUUUGUACUACUAAUUAAUAGUUCGCAAAUAAAAAAAGCAUACAACUCUGAUUUUGCAUUCGACUUUUCUGAUUACAUUGUUAGUUUAUCUUGCUCCAACACAAUUAUAAUUCUAAAAAGAACGAAGAAAAAGAAUCAAACAGUACGAAAAAUGACAGUUAAGUGCUCUGAGUUCUUAAGCAAGUAUAAAUCCCUAAACUUUGAAAUUACAGAUUCUGGAUUUACGGUUGUCUGA